Messenger RNA from Nymphaea colorata (pocket water lily), 2264 nucleotides. RefSeq lists its product as uncharacterized. The transcript is spliced from 13 exons. Bases 346 to 2085 code for a protein of 579 amino acids. The record is from RefSeq and is a predicted model, not a curated record. NCBI's taxonomy places the organism in Eukaryota, Viridiplantae, Streptophyta, Magnoliopsida, Nymphaeales, Nymphaeaceae.
UUCAUUUCCCGAAAUUCAAAUAUCCGGGUAUCUCGGGUUCCAGAAUUCAGCGUUAGCUUCCCUCGUUGGUCUCGAUCGCGGGAACGGCGGACGCCACCUCUCUCGCUCUUCUGCAUAAGUUAUUGUUUUGGUUCCUAAGCUUAUUCAUCGGCCGAUAUCUUGUAGUAGGAGUCUCAGGAAGAGAACAAGAGGAGGAGGAGGAGGAAAUAUGUGGAAGUAGUAGUAGCGAGUGGGAGGUUUUAAGAUCCGGGCGCUGUUAAACGUCGUACUGCGAGGGCAUGAGAUCAACCCACCUUUUUCAUCGCUCAAUCGUUGCCUAGUUGUUUGUGGCAGGAGGGUUAAAGAAUGGCUCAUGAUAGAAGAAAAAAGAGAUCAGAAUCCAGCGAGAGCUCAUCAUCAAGUUCAGAUAGUGAUAGCAGGGAGGAAAGAUCAAAAAAACGGCAUAGAAGCAAACGACAGCGAGGCCGUAAACAUCGCAGGAAGGAGGACUCUGAUUCCGGGGAUUCUGAAAGGAAAGGUAGGAAAAAAGACAGGAAGAAGGGAAAGGAAGAUACAGGUCCACAAUUCAAACCAGAUAAAGCAGAAAAGGUCGUUCGUUACAUGCUGAAAAAGUUUCCAGAUGCCAAAGAUGAUCUAAAGCACAUUCUGCAAAUGAUUGAUGCAAGACAGGCUGUGGACCUUGGUGGACUCACCAACAGUUACCUUGCAAAACUUCUUGAGAAACUGUUUCAAUACCUCAAUCUUAAACAAAAUAAAAGUGGGGCGUUCUUCUUGCCAUCAAAAGCUGGUUCUACUUUGGAUAUUUUAGGGCAUUUGUUUUCUUCAACCCAAGAGUCAGGAAAACAGGAAGUUGCUUCUGAAGUUUUACAAAGAGUACAAUCAGUCCCUUCAAGUUUUGCUGAUGUAACACCAAAAACUAAAAUUGAUGAUGUGUCCGAGCUGGGGACAUUUGCAAACCCAGAUUCAGCAAAAAGAGUAAUUGGUCCCCAGAUGCCUUCAGCUGAGGAAUUGGCUCCAGCCUUGCCGAGCCAACCUCAAACAACAAGGAGAGUGAUUGGUCCCCAGAUGCCUUCAGCCGAAGAGUUGUCUUCAGCAAACAUACAGAGCCAGCCUCAAGCAAUGUGGAGCGAUGAGGUGGAUGAUGAAGAUGAUGUACUAAUAGGUCCUCCUCCCCCCAAUGUAGUUGCAGAAGCAGAAUCAGCUAAUGAAGCUGAGCGCUUUGAUGAGGUCUCAAGGAUUGUUGCAGGGUCCAUUGAGAAUCCAUAUGAGGUGCUUGGUUUGAACAGAAAUACAACACAUGAGACUAUCAAGAAAAGGUAUUGGAAACUCUCACUUUUGGUACACCCAGAUAAAUGUUCUCAUCCUCAAGCUCACCAAGCAUUUGUAUUGUUAAACCAAGCAUUCAAAGAACUGCAAAAUCCAGACAAGCGAAAACUUGUUGACGAGAAAAUUUUGCAAAAAGAAGAGUUAGAGGAGUUUAAGGCAGAACUGCAAGCACAUCGUGAGGCUGCAAAAUGGCGACAGAUACGAGGCGAGUCUUUGCCUGGUGAUGAGGAGCUUCUUGCUGGCGGAAAGCAGCUACCAAAGCGAGAUGAAUGGAUGACAACGUUGCCACCUGAAAGGGCGCCUGGUCUAAGUAUGCAUUCGACAUCAUUCAGCAAAGGUGGGAAAGAAGGCCGUGGUGAUACUAGCCUCUGGACUGACACUCCUGAUGAAAUAGCCCGGAAAGCGAGAAUGAGAAAUUUGAUGACACACAACACAAUAUCUGCACUUGCCGACGAUGAAACAGCUAACAGAAAGAAGCAGUCUAGUUCAGAUGCUGAGCUGGUGGAUGCAUAUCAAAGCUCUAAAAGGUCGAAGACAUUGUUGCAGAAGCACCAAGAAGCUGCCAGUAGUGCCCCCCGGAAAAAGCAAAACAAAGAAACAAUCAAGCAAGAGUGGGCUGGACAACAUCCUUGGAAGCCAUGGAAUCGUGAAACAGAUUUGGCAGCUGGGAGACAGAAAGUUGAGUUGGACUCCAAGGAUAUGGCCCAGGGGCUUGCUUCCAGGUUUUCAUCAGGAUCCUUCCAGAGAAACUUCCUCUAGUGUUCCUUGCCAAUGGAAUGGGCCUUGGAGAUGCCUUAAAACUGAAACGAGGGUCCUUCACUUAAAUGGAGGUUUUGUAUUCCAUGUGUUCAUGGAUCUGCUCGGCAAUUCACGCCAACCAAAUGCACCGUGAGAUUUUCCCACAAUCAGCUUCUGAUGUUUUUAUAUGGCUUAGUAAA